AUGCAAAGGACGCCGGCCCGCCGUGUAAGACGCGGCUCCACCUCGACGGGGGACAUAAGGGACCCCGUCGCCGCCGACCCUCUGAGCGUCAUGUGCGGCCCCUUCAAGGGCCUCAAGGGCAUUUUGCGCCUCCUGGAGAUCAUCCUCAGCGCCUUGACCUGGGUCAUCGUCCUCUGCCGAGGCCCCAUGGCGAGCCCGUGGGGCGUCUGGUGCCUGUUCGUCUGGUUCUUCUGCACCGCGGUGCCGGCGGCCCUGACGCUGGUCGAGGCCCUGUCGCUGCAGGUGCUGCUGGCCGCCUUCCUCCCCGACUGGGCCGACCUGGUGUGCGGGCUCACCCUCCUGUGCGCCGCCAUGGUCGCCUCGGCCACCGCCGUCUUCGCCGCCGUCUUCGUCUGCCUCUCCUGCGUGGUCAACAUCCUGUGCUUCCUCACGUCCCUGGCGGCCACGGGCGCCUUCGCGGUCGACGGCGCCGUGCGCUUGAAGGCGCGUCCGGUCGGCUACCUGACCGGGCUGCGGGGGGGGCUGCGCAUGGCGGAGGCCUUCACGGCGUGCAUCAUUCUCACCGCCGCCGCCGACCACUCGGUGAGCGGCGGGUACCCCCACUACCCCGCCGGGAUGACGUGCGCCGCCAUGGCCUUCGCCGUCUGCCUCCUGGGGAGCGUGGCGGUCGUGGUCCUGCACCUCCUCAAGCUGCUGCGGUGCCUGGUCGCGUUCCAGCUGGGCCUGGUGGAGGUGGCGUUCAACGCGGUGGCCGUGCUGCUCUACCUGCUGGCCGUCCUCCUCUGGUGCCUCUUCGGCUACGGGCGCCGCGACUACGGCCCGUACGCCUGCGCCGGGUGCUCUUUGAUGGACGUGAACGUCGUCGCCGUCGGCGCGGCGGUGAACGUCGCCCUGUACAUCGUGGACCUGGUCUUGACCAUCAAGUCUCGCUAG
Molecule: messenger RNA, 933 nt
Organism: Pungitius pungitius (ninespine stickleback)
Lineage: Eukaryota; Metazoa; Chordata; Actinopteri; Perciformes; Gasterosteidae
Product: myeloid-associated differentiation marker-like protein 2
Exons: 1
Coding region: 1-933 (310 amino acids)
Cellular component (GO): membrane
Source: RefSeq, a predicted model, not a curated record